CAAAAUUGGGUAGAGUUCUUCCAUCUUUCGCUUCUUACGCGAUUAAUGAUUCUCAAAUUAAUGGACCAUGUUUUGGUGAUGGUGAUUUAUGGAUGACUGAUCAAUUUAAUACAUUAGGAUCUUGUUCAUGUAAUAAAGAAUCUUAUGAACAAAGUGUGGGUGAUAUGUUUCAUAGAGAGUCUUGGGAUUCUUGGAAUGGAAAGAAUGGUACUUUUGCGGUAGAAGAUUAUGAAGUAUUUCAG
This is a messenger RNA of Dentiscutata erythropus, 242 nucleotides long. The record is from the annotation of a GenBank genome assembly. NCBI's taxonomy places the organism in Eukaryota, Fungi, Glomeromycota, Glomeromycetes, Diversisporales, Gigasporaceae.